Molecule: messenger RNA, 1643 nt
Organism: Homarus americanus (American lobster)
Lineage: Eukaryota; Metazoa; Arthropoda; Malacostraca; Decapoda; Nephropidae
Product: schwannomin-interacting protein 1-like
Biological process (GO): positive regulation of hippo signaling
Cellular component (GO): plasma membrane; cell junction
Source: RefSeq, a predicted model, not a curated record
GCCUCUACACCCCAGGCCCUAAGAACGUGUGCGUCUCGCUCCGAACCCGACGUGCGGGAGAAGGAGGUCGACUUCUUCGCCCGACAAGCACAGCUGCAGGCCGAGGCACGCAUGGCCCUCGCCCAGGCCAAGGAGAUGGCCAGGAUGCAGAUGGAGAUAGAGAAACAGAGUAAAAAGAAGAGCCCCAUUGCUGAUAUUGUUAGAGCCAGUUUUAACAAGAUCGGUGUCCCCUUCCCUGACAGCAAGAGAAGGAUCAGUAGACAGAUUCUGACAGAUAUGAACGUGGCCCAACUUCAGGUGAUAGUUAACGACCUCCACACGCAGAUUGAGAGUUUGAAUGAGGACCUGGUGACCUUUUUGAUGGAGAGAGACGACCUACAUAUGGAACAAGACUCUAUGUUGGUGGAUAUUGAGGACCUUACCAAACAUAUUGGUGCCAAGGAGAUGAGUCUACGAGGGUCAGUGGACAGUGCCAAGACAACACCAGCCUCUACGCCCCCAACCAGGAGUAAAUCAAGUUCUCUGAGGUUGAAAAAUAUGGUCAAGAAGUGAUAGAAGGCUCAACGCUAUGUGAUGGUACUCGCUGAAGGGUAAUUGUGGCUCAUAGAAGAUGGUAAUGGUUCAUAGAAGAUGGUAAUGGCUCACAGGAGAUGGUAAUGGCUCACAGGAGAUGGUAAUGGCUCAUAGAAGAUGGUAAUGGCUCACAGAAGAUGGUAAUGGCUCACAGAAGAUGGUAAUGGCUCACAGAAGAUGGUAAUGGCUCACAGAAGAUGGUAAUGGUUCAUAGAAGAUGGUAAUGGCUCUGAGAAGAUGGUAAUGGCUCACAGGAGAUGGUAAUGGCUCACAGGAGAUGGUAAUGGCUCACAGAAGAUGGUAAUGGCUCACAGAAGAUGGUAAUGGCUCACAGAAGAUGGUAAUGGCUCACAGGAGAUGGUAAUGGCUCACAGAAGAUGGUAAUGGCUCACAGAAGAUGGUAAUGGCUCACAGAAGAUGGUAAUGGCUCACAGAAGAUGGUAAUGGCUCACAGAAGAUGGUAAUGACUCGGAAGUUAAUCCAGAAGAUGGUAAUUACUCACAGAAGAUAAUAGUACUCACAUAUGACUCACAAAAGACCGUGGAUGUACUCAAUCAGUCGUACUCAUAAACACCCUGGUAAUGAAGUGUUAUGUCCCCCACACCUUGAGAGUUACUGAUGUGGCGUAGAAGUGAGUACUGUACAGCUCUAGUUUAUGAUACAGUACUGUAGUGGAGAUGUAUUUGUUUUGUAGUGGAGUUGUAUUUGUCAAGAGUACAGCUGUAGUUUAUGAUACAGUACUGUAGUGGAGAUGUAUUUGUUUUGUAGUGAAGUUGUAUUUGUCAAGAGUACAGCUGUAGUUUAUGAUACAGUACUGUAGUGGAGAUGUAUUUGUCAAGAGUACAGCUGUAGUUUAUGAUACAGUACUGUAGUGGAGUUGUAUUUUUCAAGAGUACAGCUGUAGUUUAUGAUACAGUACUGUAGUGAAGAUGUAUUUGUCAAGAGUACAGCUGUAGUUUAUGAUACAGUACUGUAGUGGAGUUGUAUUUGUCAAGAGUACAGCUGUAGUUUAUGAUACAGUACUGUAGUGAAGAUGUAUUUGUCAAGAGUACAGCUGUAGUUUAUGAUAC